This is a messenger RNA of Capronia epimyces CBS 606.96, 522 nucleotides long. Its product is annotated as large subunit ribosomal protein L40e. Gene Ontology annotation, cellular component: cytoplasm; ribosome; nucleus. The transcript is spliced from 3 exons. Gene Ontology annotation, molecular function: ubiquitin protein ligase binding; structural constituent of ribosome; protein tag activity. The record is from RefSeq and is a predicted model, not a curated record. Gene Ontology annotation, biological process: translation; protein ubiquitination; modification-dependent protein catabolic process. Bases 1 to 522 code for a protein of 173 amino acids. Lineage: Eukaryota; Fungi; Ascomycota; Eurotiomycetes; Chaetothyriales; Herpotrichiellaceae.
AUGGCUGACUCUCACGUGAUAGGAACUCUUGGCUCCGCGGUCCGCACACUGCAACUUCGCAAAACUCAUCUCGCCCCUCUGCCACCGAACCUCGUCAUCGAACACCACGAAGUAUCCCCAGUGACCAGAAGAUCUUGUCAAGACUUCGUCAAGACCCUCACGGGCAAGACCAUCACCCUUGAGGUCGAGUCGUCGGAUACCAUCGACAACGUCAAGUCCAAGAUCCAAGACAAGGAAGGCAUCCCUCCCGACCAGCAGCGCCUGAUCUUCGCCGGCAAGCAGCUCGAGGAUGGCCGCACUUUGAGCGACUACAACAUCCAAAAGGAAUCCACCCUCCACUUGGUCCUCCGUCUGCGAGGCGGGAUCAUCGAACCCUCGCUCAAGGCCCUCGCCUCCAAAUACAACUGCGAGAAGAUGAUCUGCCGGAAGUGCUACGCCCGUCUGCCGCCGCGAGCCACCAACUGCCGCAAGAAGAAGUGCGGUCACACCAACCAGCUCCGCCCCAAGAAGAAGCUGAAGUAA